Molecule: messenger RNA, 828 nt
Organism: Encephalitozoon romaleae SJ-2008
Lineage: Eukaryota; Fungi; Microsporidia; Unikaryonidae
Exons: 1
Coding region: 1-828 (275 amino acids)
Biological process (GO): ubiquitin-dependent protein catabolic process
Cellular component (GO): cytosol
Molecular function (GO): polyubiquitin modification-dependent protein binding
Source: RefSeq, a predicted model, not a curated record
AUGUCAAUUAGGUUGACGAUAAGAUAUCGAACAGACUCUAUAGAAGCAAUUGCCAUGAUGACGGAUACUCUGGAAUCUCUGAAAUUAAGAAUUCAAGAAAUCACGGGAGUACCUGUCGAUUCUCAAGUGCUUCUGUUCAAUGACAGGAUCCUUAGCGAUAAUAACAAGGAACUGAAGGAGCUAGGAAUAGAGAAUGAUUGCACUUUACAUUUGAAGAAAAAGAUGGAAGUAAAAAGCGAAGGGAAGAAACCGGACUUCACUGCCUCAAUGAUGAAGAACCCUUUGGUUAAGAAUUUUCUGAAAAACCCUGAUGCAAUGAGGAGCAUUGUUGAGAUGUUUCCCGGGCUCAAGGAGGAGAUGAAUAGCAAUCCUGAGCUGAGAAUGGUGAUGAAUAGCUCAAAUCUGCAAGAUGAGCUAGAAAUGUUUUCCAUGAAUCCUGAAUACAUGAACACUCAGCUUAAGAACCUAGAUAUAACAAUGUCCAAGCUGGAAAACAUUCCUGGGGGGCUUAAUAUGAUAAGCAGCAUGAUCAAAGAUGUUCAAGAUCCUUUAUCCUCGGCACUAAAAGAAGGAAUGGGGAGAGGAUACAGGGUAAAAGAGGGAAGGAAAAUAGACAAGCCCAUUAAUGAAGCAAUUCCAGGCGUGUGCAAGGAAGAAAGCCAACUAGUGAAGUAUAAGGACAAGUUGGCCGAGCUCAAACAGAUCGGGUUCAGUGAUACCAGACGGAACUUCAUGGCUCUCAUGGCGUGUAAUGGAGAUUUGGAAGGGUCUAUAAUGUAUUUACAAGAACUCGAUAGGAAGUCAUCACCUACACAAAGGGCAAAAUAA